Mugil cephalus (flathead mullet) is the source of this 1335-nucleotide messenger RNA. It is a transcript of the gene nicol1, whose product is annotated as chromosome 1 C4orf48 homolog. NCBI's taxonomy places the organism in Eukaryota, Metazoa, Chordata, Actinopteri, Mugiliformes, Mugilidae. Bases 162 to 431 code for a protein of 89 amino acids. The record is from RefSeq and is a predicted model, not a curated record. The transcript is spliced from 4 exons.
AACGUCGUCACCGGAAGUCUCGGUUCUGGUCCCCAUAGCAAAUUAUAGAUGACCCACACGCAUGCGCACUCCUAUAAUCCACAUAAAACAGUCCUCGGUGGGCAUCUUGUGUUCCACAAAACACCGUCGCUUAUUUUACGGCAGUUGAUCGCAUCAUCGCCAUGGCGUCCAGAGGGUAUGUGCAGGCAGCGGUGCUUCUCCUGGCGGUCCAGCUCUGUCUCGGUGCAGCUGAUGCGGAUCUGGAGGCAGGGACUGUGAUCCCCGCUGAAAGUCGCCCCUGUGUGGACUGCCAUGCCUUUGAGUUCAUGCAGAGGGCGCUGCAAGAUCUAAAGAAGACCGCGUUCAACCUUGAUGCCAGGACAGAGACGCUGGUGCUGAGGGCGGAGAGGAGGGCCCUGUGUGACUGUAUGCCCACUAACUCACUGCGCUGAGCCGGACACUUCCUCCUGCCACCACUACGAAACAACCCUGUUCUAAAACCUCGACUCAUCUUCUCCACACAAUAGGCACUUUAUUUUGUUUUCUCUCAUAUCAGCAUCUUCACGAGGCCUGUUUUUGUUUUUGCCUUAUUCGGGACGACUUUUCUACCACGAAUGUUUUCCAUUGUGAAUGACUUUGGACAUAAGUUUGUUUCCAUCGACAGCUCUCACCUGUUUCCUGCCAGACAUAAACUAAUUUUUUUGUGUUUUUUUUUGUUUUGUUUUGUUUUUCUCAACUGCAUCACACAGAAGAAUGCGUUUAUACGUUUACUUGUUGAAUGUGUUCGAGAUCAAUGUUUACGACGAUUACGCGCAUCAAACUGUAGCAUCACACUGAGUUUAUUUAUCUGCUCAAAGUAAGAUUUCAGUUUUGAUUUCAGUUCCAAUUAGAGAUCUGAGUGUAAUUUCACGGAUUAAAAGAAACGGAGGAAUUAACCAUGGAGAUUGUUUUUGUAAAAUGAUAUAAAUGUGAAGUUUUAUCAUAUUUUUAGGCGGACAAAAGAAUACUUGUAGGUAUUGAUUUAGCAAAGCACUGUAGCAUGAAUUUACGGCACUUUCUGUUCAUCUACUGUUAAUAUAGAUUGUAUGUAUAGAUUAUGUACUGUAUAUGUACACGGGAACGUGUAAUAGAGGUGUCCGCGGACUUUGUCUUCACCGUCUGACAAAGGCGAGAAUAGUGAUGAACUGUACGGUAUCAGAUGUGCUGCGCCAUCAGCAGGUGAAGAGGAGGAAACGGCGGAGGUGAAACAAUUGUCUUAUUGUUGCUUGUUCAUGGAGAGCGUACUCUGUUUUCACAAGAAGCCACAUUAACUGUCUUAAUGUUGUACCGAUAAAUAAAAAGAACUAAUGAUCUUAA